AUGCAAUCGGCUGCCGGCCCAGCCAGAUCGACCCAGCUGCCAGGCAUCUACGGUUACCUUAAGUGGGCUGGCUGUCUUGUUGUCCAUGUCGAGUGGAUGAUGGUUUUUUCUUCGCAUCCUGACCUAACACCCUGCCUAUCUGUUGAUGUGGCUUCUCGUGGCUUGCAAUCGAGGGGUAGUCUUGGAACACUCGAGAUAAGAUUGGCAAUGGACUCUUGGCCUCCCACAGUCUUAGCACAUCCAGUCAUGAGCCGUGACCCCCGACCCGAGGACCAAGAUCGCAGUGAUGGAAGCAAGUUGAAGCGUCUUCUCACACGACGCAUAUUGAUGCAUGAGCCAGAGAUGGGAGGUUACAAUCUGUGGCUCAUGGGCCGCUCAUGGGUAGUUGAGCUGAACGGAGAGACUGUGGCUUAUAUCACCUCGUAUAUCCAGACAGAAAGGUCAUUUAUCUGGAUCCUGUUCAUCUCACUGGCUUGUCUUGCCUUAGCUGGCCACCCAUUAUAUCACAGGACGCAUGGCAUUGGUCCAGGUACCGUCUACCUGGUCGGAAUGGAACCCCUCGACUUAAGCCAAUGGCGGGGCUCUCCUGUGCGGGUCUGCCCUAAGGUACCUUACCAGCCGGAUCCCACCCUGUUGCGCGUACCUAUGGGAGAUACCUACUCCUCUCUGAGAAGUACAGACAAGAUCAUAGGUAACCAUAGGAACAAUAGAAAGAACAAGAAUGCCUUGUCAUGGUCUGCUGCGCUGAGCUCAGCACACAGAGAGGCGGGGCAGGGAGCCAGGAGUCAAAUAAGGUAUUUCAAGGUUCCUGCGCAUCUGAUGGUCGUAUGCACAAGUAUCAACGACCUGCUUUACCCCAAAACAUCCGGCUUAAGUGAUUCAGUGUCAACUUUGGUAACCUACGGCUUUACUUGGUAUACACAUAGACAAUUAUCCUGCAGGGCUUCCGUGUUUGAGUUCGCUUUGAUCAAUCAAUGGUAG
Molecule: messenger RNA, 981 nt
Organism: Colletotrichum lupini
Lineage: Eukaryota; Fungi; Ascomycota; Sordariomycetes; Glomerellales; Glomerellaceae
Exons: 9
Coding region: 1-981 (326 amino acids)
Source: RefSeq, a predicted model, not a curated record